CAGACCUUUCACAAAUCAUAUCACCGGCUAAUUGAGGAAAUGGCAAUCUCCGCUUGGACGCUUUUACCGCUGGCGAUACAGAUCGCUUGGCUCUCCAACUCAAAGGUGAUGGUGAUGUCCCAGGUGCCAGGACCAAGGACACGUUAUGAACCCAACUGGGCCAGCUUGGAUCAGAGACCUUUGCCCAGGUGGUAUGACGAGGCCAAGGUGGGCAUAUUCCUGCAUUAUGGUGUAUAUUCGGUGCCCAGUUUUGGCUCUGAAUGGUUCUGGACUAAUUGGAAAAAUCUUCGUAAUCCGGAGUACAUUCAAUUCAUGCAACGCAAUUAUAAGCCCGACUUUAGUUAUCAGGAAUUUGCUGGACAAUUCACCGCUGAGCUAUUCAAUGCCACUCAAUGGGCGUUACUUUUUCGAGAUAGUGGAGCCAGAUAUGUAGUUCUCACAAGCAAACAUCAUGAUGGCUUCACGCUGUGGCCCUCCAAGAGCAGCUUUGGUUGGAAUUCCAUGGAUGUGGGUCCCAAAAGAGAUAUAAUCAAGGAACUUGCUGCCGCUGUUCGCAAGGAAUCUGAUUUGAAAUUUGGACUCUACUACUCUCUCUUUGAGUGGUUCAAUCCCCUGUGGACCGAUGACAAGUUGCAUCUGCUUAUGCAGCAGCAUUUUGUGGAUAGAAAAGUUCGUCCCGAACAGAUGGAACUGGUGCAGCAAUAUCUUCCAGAGAUCAUUUGGUCCGAUGGCGAUUGGGAAGCUCCAGCGAAGUACUGGCGUUCCGAGGAGUUCAUUGCCUGGUUAUAUAAUGAUAGUCCUGUGCGGGAGACAGUGGUCACCAAUGAUCGUUGGGGCUUUGGCACUGCCUGCAUGCAUGGUGACUUUUAUAAUUGCGCUGAUCGCUUUAAUCCUGGCAUCCUGCAGGCUCACAAAUGGGAGAAUGCCUUUACCUUGGAUAAAACCAGCUGGGGACAGCGAUUCGAUGUUACUUUGGCGGACUUUAUGACCUCCAAGGAGGUGAUCAAAGAAAUUGUCACCACUGUCAGCUGCAAUGGCAAUGUCCUUAUCAAUGUGGGACCCACCAAAUUUGGCACCAUUUUGCCCAUCUUCGAGGAGCGUCUAAGGGACAUGGGUCGCUGGCUGAGGAUCAAUGGUGAGGGUAUCUAUGGUUCUGCUCCUUGGAUCUAUCAGAAUGAUACCAUCACACCGAAUGUUUGGUAUACGAGGCGCCAGGAGGCUUCCAAUGGCAGCGUUGCUGUCUAUGCCUUUGUCCUGGAUUAUCCUUAUGACACGAAUGAGCUGGACAUUUAUCCUUUGGGCAGGGAUAUCAAUAUUUUCCAAAAUGUCAUGUUGACGGGUAUAGAUAUGGGCACAGGUGGCGAUAUUUUAAAUCAACAAAGCACAAAGGUGGUCAUGUUGGGCAUGGAGGAUACCAAAAUUCUGUGGACUACGGAUCGUAAUAAAUUGCAUAUUGUGUUUCCUCCUAAAAAUCACAUUGAUAAGAGAGGACUAGACUUUGCCUGGACCUUUAAAAUUACCAUAACGUGAGGUAGUUAUU
Drosophila serrata is the source of this 1540-nucleotide messenger RNA. RefSeq names its product alpha-L-fucosidase (gene Fuca). Lineage: Eukaryota; Metazoa; Arthropoda; Insecta; Diptera; Drosophilidae. Gene Ontology annotation, molecular function: alpha-L-fucosidase activity. The record is from RefSeq and is a predicted model, not a curated record. Gene Ontology annotation, cellular component: lysosome. Gene Ontology annotation, biological process: glycoside catabolic process; fucose metabolic process.